Caenorhabditis elegans is the source of this 710-nucleotide messenger RNA. It is a transcript of the gene Y54G2A.7, whose product is annotated as C-type lectin domain-containing protein. Bases 99 to 593 code for a protein of 164 amino acids. Gene Ontology annotation, molecular function: carbohydrate binding. The record is from RefSeq and is marked reviewed. Lineage: Eukaryota; Metazoa; Nematoda; Chromadorea; Rhabditida; Rhabditidae. The transcript has 3 exons.
AAAAACGGCUUAAAACUGCCAUAACUUCUUAUCAGUGUUACAUUCUCUAUUUUCAUUCCAAAUUCACACACUAUUUCUCAAUACUUCAGUUGUUCCAAAUGAAAAUACUUCCGUUUGUUCUCAUAGCCAUUGCCAGCGCCGCAAAACAAUGCUAUGACAGUGAAGAUCGGCUGAUCAGUGGGAUGUGCUACAAACUGGUAAAUCAACAGCUCUCCUAUGACGAUGCACUUAACUGGUGUCACUACAGCAACCCUGUGGCUCAAUCCUACUUGGCAAUGGUGGCGGAUCAAACUACGGCUAGCUUUUUGGCAUCCUACGCCCGCACCACGUUCAACAUCAACGAGGGAAAAUUCUGGAUCGGCUUGUCCCGAAAGUCAUCCACUAGUCCUUGGUCAUGGGACAACGGAAUUCCCCUGCAAUGGACAAAUUUCGCGGCACCUCUGGGACAAAACUACGUAGCGCAGAGCAUGGUCAACACAAAAUGGAGCACGUACACGGGCACUGACAAGAAUUUCUUUGCGUGCAGCUAUGACCCAGAUGGUGUUCUUGCGACGACUACACAGGAAGUUCCAACGACUACAGGUGCUGCAUAAAUAGGUACAUAUUUAUGACUCCAUCUUGUAGUAGAUCUAACGUUGUAUUACGAAAUAUAUAAUUAUUUUACAUUGUUUUAUUACAUUUCAAAUCAAAAUAAAAUGUUCAAAUAUCUA